Molecule: messenger RNA, 1662 nt
Organism: Patella vulgata (common limpet)
Lineage: Eukaryota; Metazoa; Mollusca; Gastropoda; Patellidae
Product: SAP30-binding protein
Exons: 11
Coding region: 167-1114 (315 amino acids)
Biological process (GO): regulation of DNA-templated transcription
Cellular component (GO): nucleus
Source: RefSeq, a predicted model, not a curated record
AGAAAAAUAUAUAUUUCUUUGUUUCAAAGAACAAUUGGUACAACUGUUGGUUGGGUAGUUAAUUCUAAACGAUUUCGUUCCGUUUUCGUUGGAACAAAUUUUCAGAACUCUCUAGCGGAAGAAGGUAUUAUUGGUGGAUAUUUCCGAUUUAUCCUUUAGUUACAUUAUGGAAAACAAAGACAGUUCUACUGCUAUCUCAUCCCUACUGUCUCAAUAUGGUGAUGCAUCAGAUGAAGAAAUUAUUAAUGAAGCACCCGGUUCUGCUGUUGACAACAUAUCAGAUGAGGAAUCUGAAAACAAAAGGGAAGGAAACCAACUCACAAAAACAGAACCAAUGAUAACUGAUGAAAAUUCACCAAGUAGUCUUAAAAUAAUGGAUUAUUCUGAUACUCCUACCAAACCAAAAUUAGUUAAGAAAGCUACUAAAUUAGUGUCAUAUGGACCUGAUGACCAUGAGGAAGAUAAAAGUUCAUCUGAAGAAGAAGUAGAAGAAGAGGAGGAGGACGAAUUUGAAAUAAAGGCACUAGAUAGAUCUAAGGGAGGUAGUUGUUUAGAAACAGAAGUUGCAUCAUCUUUGUCAAGAAGUGUUUUGUACAUGCCAGCUGAAGAUAUUAAGCUACCACCAGAACCUCCUGGGAAAUGCACUAAAACUCUACAGGAUAAGAUAUCAAGUCUGUAUGAAAAAAUGAGAAGAGAUGGGUUGAAUCUCAAUGCUACAAUACAGAGAAGAAAAGAUUUUAGAAAUCCUAGUAUAUAUGAAAAAUUAAUAGAUUUUUGUGGAAUAGAUUCACAUGGUUCUAAUUUCCCUGCUGAAAUAUAUAAUCCUUAUUUGUGGUCAAAAGAAUCUUAUUAUGAUGAGUUAGAUAAAGUGCAGAAAAAGGAAAUGGAAAAAAGAGAAAAAGAUAGAAAAGACAAAACUAAGGUUUCUUCAAAGGUGGAAUUUGUUACAGGAACAAAAAAAACAUCAGGUUCAGUUGAUUCUUCAGAUGAUAAGAAACGAAAAACCAAGUGGGAUACUGCACCAUCAGCAUCAUCAACAUUAACUAGUUCAGUGACAGGCACAAAAUCGACAGUUAUACCCGCUGUGGGCAAUAUAUCAAAGAAAUCGAAAUAACACAGUACUAUAUCAUUAGUUUUAUAAAUCUAAACAGUGGUUACAUCUUACAGUGUCUUUAAACUAUAAACAAAGAGCAUUAUCCGGCCAGUGUAUUCCAUUCAAGAAUGUAGUGUGUUAUAAGACUGUUGUCUUAAUGGUUUCACUGAUAAACAAAUUCUAUUGUUGAAAUGAAAAUAACUGUGAUCAUUCAUAUAGAAGUCUAUAGAAUAUAAACUGGAUGAGAAAAUGAAGAUGAUUUUGAAGUCAUAUUCAUGGAAUGUUUUAGAGAUAUUACUAUCUGGAUUGAGAAUAUAUGUAAAUCUAGUUCAAAACAAUUAACACAGUUAUAAGAUUAUUCUGAUCUCAAAAACUUACUGACUUGAUGAUCAAUAAAAAAAAACUAGUAUGGAUUGACAACCCUAUCACAACAGGAAUUCAAAAGUGUGUGUAGUUUGAAUUAGUAAAAUUCUAUCAUUUGUAUAUAUUCUUGUACAUUACAUGUAAUAUCAUUAUCAACCAAAUAAAAACUAAUUUGUAUUAAAAAAAAAGAAUAAUGUUAAGUCAAA